Molecule: messenger RNA, 3000 nt
Organism: Exserohilum turcica Et28A
Lineage: Eukaryota; Fungi; Ascomycota; Dothideomycetes; Pleosporales; Pleosporaceae
Exons: 2
Coding region: 1-3000 (999 amino acids)
Source: RefSeq, a predicted model, not a curated record
AUGAGCAACACGACGGCCCUGCGCACGCAGUACCCCUACGCCCCCGACGCCCUGAGCCCCCGCCCCCAGUAUGGCUUCCCCUCGCCCACGUCCAACUAUCCCUCGGGCAUCGACGCCCCCUCGCCCAGCUUCUUCCCCAUGGCCUACCAGAUCUCGCCGCGCUUUGGCACCAGCGCCUUCAUCCCGCCCCCCGACGUCUUUGUCGACGGCCGCCGCGAGACGGUGCGCGAGAAUGGCGUCUACACGCCGCGCAACUCGGGCAAGCGGGCUUUCGACACGCUCAACACGGACCCCGUCGCCAUGCACCUGCUCGUCGAGACGGCCAUGGGCGACAGCCAGAACUUCGACAUUCUGACGGUCGAGGAGGUGGAUGCGCUCAAGCAGGAGCAGAAGAUGCUCGACACGCGCCUGAGCACAGUGCGCCGUAAGCUCGAGUCCGAGACCAAGAUCCGCGAUGCCACCCGCUCGCUCGGCCGCCUGGCCAGCAGCAAGGCGAACGCACACAAGCGCGGAAUCGGCAGCAAGGGCAGCAAUGCUGUGCAGGACUACGACGCCAAGGAGCAGGAGGGCCUCGAGUCGAGCAACAAAAAGGUCGAGGAGUUUAUCCGCGAGUGUCUGGAGAUUGAGUCGCGCAUGCGCAUGAUUGACAUGCAGCUGCUGAUGCACACGGCCGCCGUGCUCCAAUUCACGCACAAAGGACCCAAGCAGCGCGACGAGGCCGCCCAGCGGACAGACGACCGCUUCGGGAGACCAGACAGCCCGGCGAGCCUGGAUACGUACGACGAGGCCCGCCUCAAUGGCGCCGCUGCCGCCUUUUUCGACGAACGCAGCCUCUACAGAACACCCGAGAACCUCGACAACCUCAUGGACGUGCUGCAAAACGGAAAACACCACCAGCCCGAGCGUGCCAACCAGUCCUUUUCCUCCGUGGCCACACGUCUGCAGGAGAUGAAUGAGCGGCUGCGGAAUGUCAUCAUCGAAACCAACCCCGAACGCGACAACGACUACUCUCUGCCACCGCUUGCGCUCGAAGGGACCGUGGAUGCCUCGACCAUUGAUCGCCAGCUCGACUUUCUCGACAAGGGCAUUCGCAGCAUUAGUGCCGAACAAGUCAACAUUCGCUCGAGCACUAGACAUACGCUGAGCGAGGUCGAAGGCCGCCUGGAGGGCAUCAACAACCAGCUAUACGGGGUCCUCAGUCGCUCGGCAGACGAGCAGGCUGGCAGGAUUGUCCCGCCGCCUGCCAUUACCGGCAGUGGCUCGACCGAGCAGCUCAACUACAUGGAGGACUCGUUCUACAACCUGGAGCAGAUUCAGUAUGCCAUGAACGAGAAGAUCAGCAACCUCCGCUCUGCCGCGCCCAUGGGAGAGGAUGCUGAAAAGGCCGAAAAGUACGAGAGCACCAUCAAGGGUCUGUGGGACAUGAUCCGCAAGGGCGAGGACGAAGCGCUCGAGCGCAAGCGGGAGCGACGCCGAUUGCUUGCUGAAGACCCUGACAACCAAGAGCAGCUCUCGCCCGACGAAGACAACAGCUCCGAGACUUACUCGCUUCUCGCAUUUACCUCCAAGAUCCAGAUGCUCUUUAGGCGCGCAACUGGCCUCAAGGAAAAGCAAUCGGUCCUCCUGCGGCAGAUUAAGCAGCAGCGUGAGCUCAACAGCAAGUCUGACGCGCAAAAGGAGGCCGAGUUUGAGCGGCUCAACACCCAAAUCCUCAGCGCGAGAUCGGAAAAGAGGUCCAUGGAAGAUGAGCUUGACCGGGCUUUGCGAGAACUGCAGCAAUUCGAUGGACUGAAGAGCGGCGUCGAUCCUGAUGCUCUGCGCGAGACACAGGAGCGCAACGCUGGGCUCGAGGCGCAGCUCAUCAACGUGCAGGAGCGCGUGAUUGCGUUUGAGACGGAGCUCAAGGAGGCCAGGCAGCGUGCCAUUGCCUACGAAAACCAGCUCAAGGACGUGCAGGAGCAAGCUGUCAACUACCACAGCAAGCUUCAAGAGGCCGAGAAGCGCGCUGCGACGUACGAAGAAGAGCUCAAGGACCACCAAGAGCGCAACACUGCAUACAACGUGUCGUCGCAAGAAGCACAACAACGCACUGCCGGCUACGAGGCUCAAGUGCGGGAUGCCCAGGAACGCGCUCUUAUGCUCGAGGGCAAGCUGAGGGAAGCCCAGGAGCAGGCUCGUGUUGGAGAAACCAUCAAGACGGAGCUUGCAGAGGCCACCAAGAAGAUUGCCCAAAUCACGGCUACCCUGGAAGCAGUCACGGAAGAAAAGCAGACAGCCGAAGCACGCUCUCUAGACGCCACCAACAACCUCAACGCCAAGGAGGAAGAGUUCCGCAGCCUUGAAAGCGAAAUUGUGCGGCUCACCACUGAGCUGACGUUUGCCAAGGCAGAGCUAGAUGGCGCAUAUGGUACUCGUGCCCAGCGUGCCGCCGAUUCUGCCGCCAAUCCAGCGAUUAAGAAGGAGCUGGAUGAGUUGAGCGUACAGAACCAGGCUCUCCGAGGCGAGAUUGAAGCACUGCGCAAGGUCCAGGACGUUGCUUCACAAUCCGAGGCUGAAGCACGCCAGUCCGAACGCAAUCUCAAAGCUGAAUUGUCAGGCAUGGCGGCCGAGUAUGAAGCACUUACGCGCGACGCCAUUCAAAACGAAAAGGACCGUGACGCACUCGAGUCGCAGAUUGACAAGCUGCGCGACGAAAAAGAGGCUCUGGAACGCGAACUCAGUGACGAAAAGGUCAAGUGGCUUGGCGUCCGGAGCCCCGGCAUGCCCAACGGCGGAGCAGCCCAGUUCGACAUGGGCGCGACGAGCAUCCGCAUGUUGCGCGAAGACUUUAGAAAGAUGAUGAGAGAUCGAACUGCAGAGGGAUUGAAGGCAUUGAGGGCUGAACAAGAAGAACGCCGUAAACUAGAAGCCGUCGUUCGUCAACUCCGCAAGGAAGCUUUAUCCCCUUCGAGCCAACAGCAGCGCUCAAACCUCUCGCGAACAAUGACGACGCCGCAUUGA